AUGUCUCAAGAUGUUUUAUCAGCUAUUUCCACAGAAUCCGUUUUAUAUUACACAGUUACCUAUAGAGAGAACUUUGAAGGCUUUGAUAUUAUUGCAUUGUUGAUGUGGAAAGGCACAGAACAACAAUUCAAGAAUAAUAAGCUCAUUUUGAGGAGUAUUGAUCUUUCAAGCAAUCAAUUGAUUGGAGAGAUUCCAAAAGAAAUAGAAAACUUGAUAGAAUUAGUCUCGUUGAAUUUAUCAAGCAACCAUUUGACCGGAAAAAUCACUUCAGAGAUUGGAAGAUUAACAUCACUUGAAUUUCUUGACUUGUCGAGAAACCAUUUAUUUGGCCCAAUUCCUUCUUCUCUAGCUCAAAUUGAUCGUCUGUCCUUGUUAAAUCUGUCUAAUAACAAUCUGUCUGGAAGAAUUCCAAUAGGCACGCAGUUACAAAGUUUUGUUGCGUCAAGUUAUGAAGGGAAUGCUGAUCUUUGUGGGAAGCCACUUGAUAAAAAAUGUCCGGGAGAUGAAGAAGCCGCACACAAGAAACCAAAAACAGUUGAAGAAAGUAGUCCAGAAGAUAAAAAAUCAAUUUAUUUGAGUGUGGGAUUGGGAUUUAUCACAGGAUUUUGGGCACUGUGGGGAUCUUUGUUUCUCAUCAGGACUUGGAGACAUAAAUAUGUCUUGUUCUUGAAUAAUAUAGUUGACAGAAUUACGAGUUUAUGGCGCUGA
Messenger RNA from Vicia faba (fava bean), 708 nucleotides. The record is from the annotation of a GenBank genome assembly. Lineage: Eukaryota; Viridiplantae; Streptophyta; Magnoliopsida; Fabales; Fabaceae.